Dictyostelium discoideum AX4 is the source of this 9723-nucleotide messenger RNA. RefSeq lists its product as hypothetical. Bases 1 to 9723 code for a protein of 3240 amino acids. Gene Ontology annotation, molecular function: cysteine-type deubiquitinase activity. Gene Ontology annotation, biological process: ubiquitin-dependent protein catabolic process; protein deubiquitination. The record is from RefSeq and is a predicted model, not a curated record. NCBI's taxonomy places the organism in Eukaryota, Evosea, Eumycetozoa, Dictyosteliales, Dictyosteliaceae. The transcript is spliced from 4 exons.
AUGAUUGAAAAUAACAAUAAUACUCAUUUAAUUAAUAGUGGUAGCAGUAGUGAUACUUCUUUACCAAUAGAUGAAGAUAUUUCUAUUAAAAAUAAAGAAGAUUGUAGUAAUGAUAAUAAUAAUAACAAUAAUAAUAAAAAUGAUGCAAUCAUAAACACUACCACGACACCAACAAUAGUUAACGAAAAUAAUUGUUCAAAAGUUGAUGAAGUUUUAGAAAAACCACCACAACAACAACCACAACAACAACAACCACAACAACAACAACAACAACAACAACAACAACAACCACAACCACAACAACAACAACAACAACAACAACAACAACAACAACAACAACAACAAUUAACACCACAACAAAUACAACAACAGUUAAAACAAAAACAAAUUAAAGAGAUAAAUGCUGAUUUUCAAAGAUAUUAUAGAGAGAUUGAAAGAGGUGAAUCAUCACCAGUUCAAUCAAUUCAAUCUUUAACAAUGAUAAUGACUGGUGUUCAUCCUGAUAGAGUUUUAGAUUCUGAUCAAAAGAAUUUAUUUGUUUCCCAAUGGUUACCAAAAUAUGUCACAAGUGUUUUAUCUUUAAAAAAUUUAUCAAAUGAUAUUAAACCGGUUAUAGCAAAUUUCUUAAAAACAGCAAUAGAAUUAGCAUUAGAAUAUUUAAAUUUUGAUUACCCAGAACUUUGGAUUUCUUUUUGUAGAAUUUUCAAUCCAGCCCAUUCAUUUUAUUAUAAUGAUAAAUUUGGUUAUACAAAAGAAGAUUUCACAGAAUUUCAAAAUUUUAAAUUGAAACCUGAUAAUUCGACAUCAUUUUUUUAUAUUAGAAAUUUAAAUAUUUUAUUUGAAAAUAAUUUUUAUGAAAAAUUAUUGGUAUUAAUUACAUUAAAACCUCAAUUAGGUAGACUUGCAUCCAUUAUGAAAUCUAUAUAUUUGUCAAGAGAUUAUUUAUCAAAUCAAUUUUUCAAUAGUUAUUUAUUUAGAUUAAAAGAAAUUUUAUAUAAUUACUUUUUAGAUUUAUUUUAUGAAGAUUUACCAAUACAAGAGAGAGAGUUAUAUAAAGAGAUUUAUCAAUAUAUUCAACAUUUAUUUUCAAUAAUUAUUUCACAAGGCGAAAUUUCAAGAAUGUCACAAGAAUUUGAUCUCAAUCGUGCAUUACGUUGCUUUCAAAGUGUUAACCUUGAAAAAAAAUUAAGAGGCCUUCGUUAUAUUACAAAAGAAUCUUCGAAAUGUUUAAAAAAAGAUACAGAUAAACAAAUAAUUAUAAAUUUUAUAAGAAAACAAAAACAAGAUAAUAAUAAUAAUAAUAAUAAUAAUAAUAAUAAUAAUAAUAAUAAUAAUAAUAAUAAUAAUAAUAAUGUAAAUUGUAAUUUUAAUAGUGAAAACAGUAAUAAUAAUAAUAAUAAUUAUAAUAAUAAUUAUAAUAAUAAUUAUAAUAAUAGUAAUAGUAGUAGUAAUAAUAAUAAUAAUAGUAAUGAUAAUGGUAAUGGUAAUAGUAAUGGUAUAAAUAAUAAUAAUAAUAAUAAUAAUAAUAAUAAUAAUAAUAAUAAUAAUAAUAAUAAUAAUAAUAAUAAUAAUAAUAAUAAUAAUAAUAAUAAUAAUAAUAAUAAUAAUAAUAAUAAUAAUAAUAAUAAUAAUAAUAAUAAUAAUAAUAAUAAUAAUAAUGGUAAUAGUAUUAGUAAUGGUAAUAAUAAUAGUAACAACAGUAAUAAUAGUAACAACAGUAAUAAUAGUAAUAGUAAUAGUAAUAGUAAUAAUAAUAAUAGUAAUAAUAAUAAUAAUUCAAAUGUAAAUAGUCCAAAUCCACAGAUUUUAUAUGAUUGGAUAUUAAAGAAUGAAAUAAUUGAAAAUUGUUGUAAAAUUAGUGAUCAACCAGAUAUUAUUAGACAUUGUAUACCAGUUAUGACAUUUCUUUGUCAAUAUUGUCAAUUUGAUAAUAAUCAUUUGAAAUUGUUAUGGAAUAGUUUAGUUGGAAAACAUGAAUCAAUAAAGAACAUUAUGUAUUCUGCUAUAUUGACAUUAGUAAAUUGUUUACUUUUUGAUCAAGUCGAAUUUUUAUACCACAAGAUACAUAAAACCAUCACUUCAAUGAAAACAUCCGAAUUUGAUAGUGACCUAUUAUUAUUCCUUUAUAAUUUCACUGUUCUCUCAAUUACACAUCCAGAUAAUUUACCAAUAACAAAUAAAAAAUAUUUUGGUGUUGAUAUAUUUUGGUCAUUAUGUACUCAAUCUCAAAUUUCACCUUCACCUUCUCCAGUAUUAUCACAACAAUCACAUGAUAAUAGCAAUAAUAGCAAUGGUAAUAAUAACAAUAAUAAUAAUAAUCAAUUAUCACAAAAUUUAUGUAUAAAAGCAAGAGUUCAUUUUAUUCAAAUUUUAAGAUUACAAGAAUGUUCAUCAUUAAGAACUCAAUAUUUAGAAGCAUCAAUUGAAAAUUUAAAAAAUAAUAUAUCAAUAGUUGAAUCAUUAGCAUUGAUUAUCAAUAUUAUUGAUCCAAAGAAACAAAAGACAUUUAUAGAAAUUUUAGAAUCAAAAUAUAAAAUAUUUGAUUUAUUCUUUAGGGAGAUUGGUAAUUAUAAAAAAGUUGCACAAGAAAAAUUAAAAUCACUUGUAAAUUAUUCACCAGAGGGUAACAACAACAACAACAACAAUAAUAGUAAUAACUUUAUAAAUUUAAAUAAUGUUACAUUUGUUGGUCAAUUUCCACAUUUAGUUCAAGUUCAAGGAAGAUUGGAUUUCUUGGAGUUUAUAUUAUCACAAUCCAAUUUAAUGUUAAAUAUUCAACAGGUUGAUAUAUUAUGGGAUUCAUUCAUUGCAAAUGCCUUAACUCAUGAAGAGAGAGAAUUAUGUUUCCUUUGGUUAAAGAAUACUAAAAUCUCUGGAAAUGCAGGUAGAUCAACCAUACCAGAGAAUGUCGUACGUCAUUUGUUUUUAGAUAAAAUGCCAAAUAUGGAUUGGAGUCAUUUAGGUCCUUCAUCUUAUAGUGUUUUUGAAAGAUUUUUUUUCUUUGUAAAUGAAAAAGCAGGUAAAAUUAAACGUAUACAAUAUUCAAUUUUUGGUUCAACUGGUGAAAUGUUUUCAAAUCAGUUAGGUAUCUCUUCAAAUUCUACAAAAUUAAAAUCAAUAAAUAAUGGUGGUAGUGCAAAUUCUUCACCAUUAUUACAAGCUGUAAAUAAUCAAAAUCAACAAUCAUCACAACAACAACAACCAAAUAGUAAUAAUAAUACACCAAAUGCAUCACCUCAUUCUUCACCUUUAUUAACUUCUGCGAAUAGUAAUAAUAAUAAUAUCAAUAAUAAUAACAAUAAUAAUAAUAAUAAUAAUAAUAAUAAUAAUAAUAAUAAUAAUAAUAAUAAUAAUAAUAAUAAUAAUAAUAAUUAUAAUAAUCAAAUACCUAGUGAUUAUAUACCAUCAGAUUAUUAUAUAGCAAGUACGGAAUUAAUGGGUAUUAGCUAUCUUUGGUCAAUUGCAUUAGAUUCUGUACAGGUAGAACUUAGUAAUUUAGCUAUAAAUACAUUAAAUACAUUGUAUCAAAGUGGUGAGAAUCAAAAAUCAUUGAAAUUUAAAGAGGAAUUUAUAAGAGUUUGUGUAGAUAAUAUCUCUAGAAAUUUAGUAAUGAUAAAAAAUCCAAAUUCAAGAGAGGAUUCAAUCAAUAGAAUUUGUAGAGCGUUAACAAUGUUAAAAAUAUUUAAAGAUACGAAAAAUUCAGAUAAUGGUAAUCUAAAUAAUGGUGUUAGUGGAAACUACUCAUUGUCAUCAUCACAAGAUAGAAAUAGAUUAGCAAUGUUAAAUAGAGGACAACAACAACAACCAUUAUCGAAUGCAGAUAGACCAUUUUCAUUUUUAGUUAAAUUCGAUAGAGGUGAUUCAUAUAUAAUUUCCGAUAUUUUCGGUACUGAUACUCUUAGAAUGUUUAAGAGAAAGGUUGCUUCAAUUUAUAAUGUUAUACCAAAACCAACUGUUAAAUCAUUAAAAGUUUACUUGGCUGACAAAGAAUUAAAAGAUGAUGAUAAAACAAUUGAAGAAUACAAAAUUUUAGAUUCAAAUGGUGUACAGUUAAAUCCAAUUUUUGUAAAACGAACAAUUUCUUCAACUACACAACCAUUAUCAAAUUCAAAUUCACCAUUAUUACCAUCACCAUUAAAUAGUUCACAACAAUCACAACAACCACAACAAACACAACAACAACAAGAUAAUAAUAAUAAUAAUAGUAAUAAUAAUAAUUCAAGUUCAAAUAGUAGUAAAAAGAAUGAUAAAAAAGGAAAAUCUAAAAAAGAUAGAUCAUUAUCUCAAGAUAAUGAUAAUGAUACAGAUAAUGAAGAGGAAGUAGAUGUAUUAGAGGAUGCACCAAUUGCCUCAAUUAUUAUUGAAUCAUUACAACAUCAAUUGGGUGGUUUUGGUUUAGUUGGUGAUUUAUUAUUAAGAAAAGUUCAAGAAUCUGGUAUGAAAUCAAAAUCAUCAUUUGGUAAUAGUGGAAAAUCAAAGAAUGAAGAUAUUAUAACUGCUAUUCUUUCAAAGUCAAUGUAUUUCGAACAAAUUUUCAAUCUUUUAAAUUUAGAAGAACAAAUUAUUGCAGAGAAAGCUUGGGAUAUUUUAUCAGAGUUACCAUUAAAUGAAAAAUUAUAUAAAGAAAUUAAAAAUUUAUCAUUUGAUUUAUCAAUUUUAUUCCCAACUCAUUCAAUCUUUAAAACUCAAUAUUCUUUAAAAAUUUUUGAAAAUGUUUUAAAACCAUUAACUUCUGUAUCUUAUAGUUCAAUUAAUAAUAAUAAUAAUAAUAAUAAUAAUAAUAAUAAUAAUAAUAAUAAUAAUAAUAAUAAUAAUAAUAAUAAUAAUAAUAAUAAUAGUAAUGGUAAUAGUAAUAGUUUAACAUCAUCAAGUGAAAGAAUGCCAGGUACACCAAAUACACCAUCUUCAAAUGGUAGAGAUAAUAGCAAUAGCAACAGCAAUAAUAGUAAUAGUGCACCACUUCCAUCAACUAAUUUCUCAUUAAGUGGUAGUAAUGAUGGUAUACCAAUUAUUUCAAUAAAUUCAUCGUCACCAAUUAAUACACCACAAUCUGGUAAUACACCACAACUUUUAUCACAACCAAAUAACAAUAAUAAUAAUAAUAAUAAUAAUAAUAAUAAUAAUAAUAAUAAUAAUAAUAAUAAUCUAUUAUUAAAUACACCAGAAGAGAUUAAAGAAAGAUUUAUUCAAAAACAAGGUGUUGGUUAUUUAGUUAAAGUUUUCAUUCAAACUCCAAUAACUCGUCAAAAAGGUACAAUAAAAAUGUUUGGUUCAAUUUUGAAAACUUUAUCAACUAUUACAUUAAGACCAUCAAAAGAGAAUUUGAAAGUUUCAUACUCUAUGCAAAAGAAAGAGUUUAGAAGUGAAACCUCUUAUUCUAUGGGACCCGAUUUCAUUCAAAAGGUUUUCUUGGUAAUUUCAACCAUUUGUCCAAUGAUUGAUUCAAACAUUCAAAAUAAACAAUUGGUUGAGGAUUUACAUAUUCUCUGUCAUUAUGGUUUGGAGAUAUUCAUUACAUCAAUACUAACCAAUAGUAAUAGUGGUGGUAAUAAUAUUUUGACAACUUUGAAAUCCUUUGAUUGGAGUCAAUGGUUAAAACUAUUAUUAUUGGAAUGUUCCGAUUUAACCAUUCAAGUUAAAGUCUCAAAUUUAAUAUUAAACCUAACAACCAAUUUCAAAUCGUCAGCUUAUUUAAAUAAUGGUGCAACCGUCGAUCAACAUCUAACCAUUGAUGUAUCAUUAUUCUUUUUGAAUAUACUAUUAAUGUUUUUACCACAAAUUAAUUUAUAUCAUUCAACCGCUGAACAAUUCUUUUGUUUAUUAUCAGAUCUUCUUUGUAUUGGUUAUCCUUCAUCAAAUUCAAAUUCUGCUUCAACGACUCCAAAAUCAUUAUCAAGUAAUAAUAUUGCAAGUCAAUUAAAUAUUCAACAACAACAACAACAACAACAACAACCACAACAACAAUUAUCAUUAUUACCAAUUGCAAAAACAAAUAGUACUGAUUAUGAAAGUGCAAAUUUAUAUGAUAGUCAUCAUCAAGAUAAGAACGAAUCAAUUGAUUUCGUUAGAAAUUUAUUAUCAAAUUUAAUUCAUCAAUUGAAAACCAUACAAAGUAGAGAAAAGACAGGAUCAAAUCAAAAAGAUCAUAUUUUAAUUGGUAUAUUGAAUGUAAUUCGUAGUUUAAUAAAGAGAAGAUCAUCAUUGAAACAACUUUGUAAAGAGAAACAAUUAUCAGAGUUCUUAUUUCACAAUUGUUUAUUCAUGACACCAAGUGCCAAUGAUCAUGGAUCAACUGAACAACCACCAUUAUGUAAAAUGAAAGAGACAAGAAUGGCAUGCUUUAGAUUAUUGAAAGAGUUGGCAAAGAAUGAUCAAACCUCUUUCUAUCAAGUGAUCUCUUUGAUUUCAAAUGAAAUCGAUUCAAUCGAUCCAAUUUGUGAAUGGAAUUAUUCACCACUUGAAAAAGAGAAAUCAAUCUAUGGUUUUGUUGGUUUAAAAAACCAAGGUGCAACUUGUUAUAUGAAUUCAUUAUUACAACAACUCUAUUAUUCACCCUAUUUAAAAAAUGGUAUUCUUUCAAUUAGUUUACAACCAUUACAACAAAUUAUUAAUGAUUUACAACAACAAUUAAAUUUAAUUCCAAAUGUUAUUGGUUGCAAUAAUAGUAAUAAUAAUGGUAGUACACCACCACCACAAACCCCAUUAAAUCAACAUAAUUUACAACCAUAUCCAACGAUGUCAAAUUCAAGUGGUACUGCUGGUGGUGGUGGUGGUGGUAAUAAUAGUAAUGGUAAUGGUAAUGGUAAUAAUACAAAUGGUAAUAAUCAAAAUUUAGAAAAACAUAAAGAAUUACAAAAAAAGAUUGAAGAUUAUAAUUUAAUGAAUCAAUUACAAUUACUAUUUAUUUAUUUACAAGAGAGUUCAAAGAAAUAUUAUGAUCCAUAUAAUUUUUGUAAAUCAAUUAGAAAUUAUAAUGGUGAUAUAAUUAAUCCAGGUAUUCAAAUGGAUGCUUAUGAAUUCUUUUUAUUAUUAUUAGAGAAAUUAGAGGAUUUAAUGAAGGAUAUGCCACAGAAAUCAAUUUUAAAGGAAAGUUUUGGUGGUGUAUUAACCAAUCAAAUCAUUUCAAAGGAAUGUACUCAUAGAUCACAUAGAGAAGAACCAUUCCUAUCACUAUCGAUGGAUGUAAAGAAUAAACGCUCAAUUGCGGAAUCAAUGGCAUCAUUUGUUGAUGAAGAGUUCCUAGUUGGUGAUAAUAAAUAUAAAUGCGAGUCAUGUGAUUCACGUGUAGAUGCAAUCAAACGUACAUUAAUUGAAAAGUUACCAAAUACUUUAAUUCUACAUAUGAAAAGAUUUGAAUUUGAUUUGGAUACAAUGAGAAAUAACAAAUUAAACGAUUUCUAUGAAUUCCCAAUGCUAUUGGAUAUUGAACAGUUUACAGUGGAAUCAGUUGAAAGAAGAGAAAAGAAUAAUAUAUUAAUGACAUCAAUCGAUCCAAAUCAAUAUCGGUAUUCAUUAUCAGGUAUUGUUUUACAUCAAGGUACAGCAGACUCAGGUCAUUAUUUCACAUUAAUAAAGGAUUCAACCAAUGGUAAUUGGUUUGAAUUGAAUGAUACAUUGGUACAACCAUAUGAUCCAAAUAGAAUUCCAUAUGAUUGUUUUGGUGGUUUUGAAGAGUUUAGAGAAAUCGAUAAGGAAACCCAAAAACCAAUCAUGGUAAGAAGACCAAAAACUUGCAAUGCCUAUAUGUUAUUCUAUAGUAAAGUAAAUACAAACUAUGGUGAUAAUAACAUUGCCUCAUUGGAAAGAGUUGACACUGUUAGUGAUACUACCUCUACCACAAUUGUUGCUGGAGCUGCUGGUGAUUUAACAAAUAAUGAUAAUAAUAGUGUUGGUAGUAGUAUUAGUGCAAAUUCAAGUUCAAAUAAUUUACCUGAAAUCGUAUUAUCAAAUGAUCACACCAAUACAAAUACAAAUACAAAUACUACAACUUCACCUUUAUCUACUUCAAUACCACCUUCACCUUCUCCAAUUCAACGUUCAAAUAAUAAUAAUAAUAAUAAUAAUAAUAGUAAUAAUAAUAAUAAUAAUAAUAAUAAUAAUAAUACAACUUUAACAAAUACUACAACUAAAAUAUCAAUGGAAGCAUUAGAAACAGUUUGGAAUGAAAAUAAAAUUUAUUUGAAAGAGAAAUUCCUUUAUGAUUUAGAUUUUGGUACAUUUGUAUGGGAUAUUGUUAAUCUUAAUCAUAAUCCAACAUUUGAUACUGUAGUUCCAACACUAGUGACAAACAUUAAUACAAAUAAAGAAUAUCAAGAUUUAAUUUUAUCAAGUAUUAAACUAUCAACUAAAUUCUUGAUUGAAAUUUAUGCUCACUCCAAAGAGACUAGAAUUAUCGAUGUUUGGGGAUACCAUAUCAAGAGAUUAUUAAGAGAAUCAAUUAAUGGUGCAGAAUGGUUCAUUUCUUAUUUGGUUGAAAAGAAACAAUUAUUAAAAGGUAUCCUAGUGACUUGUUUAUUCGAAAAGACUAAAGCCACUUUUGUUGAUUUGGUCACAUUUGCUGUUGCCUUAAGAAAGAAUUCAGAUUUACCUCAUAGUAGAAAUCAAUUAAUACCCUCAGUCGUAUCAUUAUGUAAUACAUUGAUGGCAAUGGUUAAAUGUUAUAAAGAAUAUUCUAAACGUACCGUUCAAAGAUUACUUUCAUUAUUAUUAAGUAUUGUUUCAGAUUGUUCAAUGGAAAGGGAAUAUCUCUUACAAAAAGGUAUCAUUUCAAAACUUGUAGAUACUUUUAUUGGUACUUACAUUUUAAAUAAUAAUGGUGGUUAUAAUAAUAGUAAUAAUAAUAAUAAUGGUUAUAAUAAUAAUAACAAUAAUAAUAAUAAUAAUAAUAAUAGUAAUAAUAAUAACAACAAUAAUAAUAAUAGUAAUAACAAUAAUAAUAAUAUAUUUACAGAACCAAAUAAGAUUUUAGAUUUACUUAGUUAUUUAAUUAGACAAUGUCAAAAUGCAAUUGAAUCUGUAAUUGUUCAAACACAAUUAACAAAUUAUCCAUCAGAAAAAGAUAGAACUAAACCAUUGAUUCAUAUUCUUUUAGAUAAAAAAGCUCCAAUUAGUGAUUCAAUUUAUAAAUCAUAUUCAAAUUCUUUAGUUUCACUCAAUGGUAAUGGUAAUAAUGAAGAAUUACAAUUAUAUAAUAGUGGAAAUGAACAUAUUAAUGGUAAAAGAAAUUAUUUAUACAUUUUCUCUGAUACAACAUUUGUUUCAAUUUUAUCAAAAGCAUUUUUAAUUAAAUCAAUUAAAGAGAAUGGUUCAAGUGAUUCAGUGAAAUUAAUAAUUAAACAUUUAUCAUGGAAUAAUAAAUCUGUAUCAACUCAUUAUUUGAAUGUUAUUAAAGAGACUUUAUUGAAAUCACAAGUUCAAUUCUAUUGGAAUAUUCUUAGUGCAUUAACAACUUUACUAGAGAUACCAGAUGCAAUUGCCGCUUGGAGAAUUGAAACUUCAAUGGCUUCAUUAUUACGUUUACCAGAGAAUAUGAUUUAUAAUCAAGAUGGUCAUGAUAUUUUCUUGAAAUACAUUACAAAAAUCACUGGCUCUCCAAAUUAUUCCUCUGCAAAUUAUGCUGCAAUUUCAAAUUUCCAACCAAUUCUUAUUGAUGAAUUCGUUUCUUGGAAACAAAAACAUAAAGAAAUUAUCAUCAAAACUAUUAAAGAUACUUAUUAUAGAUAA